Xiphophorus couchianus (Monterrey platyfish) is the source of this 1370-nucleotide messenger RNA. RefSeq names its product serine protease 27-like. Gene Ontology annotation, biological process: proteolysis. Gene Ontology annotation, molecular function: serine-type endopeptidase activity. Bases 329 to 1342 code for a protein of 337 amino acids. The transcript is spliced from 6 exons. The record is from RefSeq and is a predicted model, not a curated record. Lineage: Eukaryota; Metazoa; Chordata; Actinopteri; Cyprinodontiformes; Poeciliidae.
ACAUUGAAGACAUGAAGAAGUUUCAUUCUUGUUGUGUUGUUUAUUAACAUCCACUGUUGAUCAGUCACUAGUUUUCAACUGCCAUGUUCUAACCUACCCAUCAUUCCCUGGGCUACCGUUUCUAUAGCAACUCUGAACAUUCCAAGUACAUAACAGAAAUGAUCGAAACACAAAUGAAAAUCAAACAGCCCCAAACACCUGAGGAUCAUGACAGCAUGGGCUCAUACUGUAAGGAGGAUUAGCAUUUGCAAGAAGAAAAUGAAUCUCGAGUGUAUGACCUGUUUCUAAGAGGGAAACAAAUGCACCGCGACCGGAGGGGAGUUUGAAAAUGGCUUUCCCAAAGCUGACUGGGUUAGUCCUGGUGACCCUGCUGCUGUACAGUGGUUGUCAGUCGCAGCCGUUUGAAUGUGGCCGUCUGACGACCAACACUCGAAUUAUUGGGGGUUUAGAUGCAUAUCUUGGGACGUGGCCAUGGCAGGCAAGUUUGCAUCAGAAUGGUUUUGCUUUCUGUGGAGGAUCGCUGAUCAGCCAUCAAUGGGUCCUGACUGCUGCUCACUGUGUAACAUGGUAUGACCUUUUCGUCACAGAAGUCCAGCUGGGUACUGUAGAACUGGAUGCUGUCAGCCCCCAUCGGGUGAAUCUAAGACUUGCUCAAAUCAUCUGCCAUCCUGCGUACGACUCUGAGACAUUUAACAAUGACAUUUGUCUUCUGAGGCUUUCAAAGCCUGUCAAGUUCACCAAGUACAUCCAACCAAUCUGCUUAGCUUCUGAAACCAGCGAUAUCCAUGACGGGAAAAAGGCCUGGGUUACUGGUUUUGGUGUGACUGGUAAGAUAUGUGGGAUUGCAACUGGUUCAUCAUCUAACAAGUUGAAGGAGGUAGAUGUACCAAUUAUUGGAAGAAAGAGGUGUAGAUGCUACUAUAAACAGAGUGCCUCAAUCACAGACAACAUGAUAUGUGCUGGAUAUUUUGAUGGAAGAAAGGAUUCAUGUCAGGGAGACUCAGGGGGCCCACUAAUGAUAAAAAAGGGCCGCAAGUGGGUCCAGGCUGGGAUCGUGAGCAUGGGUGAAGGCUGUGCCCUCCCACUGUCACCUGGAGUCUACACUCGAGUGUCCCAGUAUGAGACUUGGAUCAAAGACAUGGUCACUGGCACGACACCGGGCUUUGUCACCUUCACUUCUCCUGGCAUUGACAAGGAUUUAAGUUACUUCUGUCACCUCAAUGGGACGGUUGAUGAGAAAUCUUUUGGUGGUGGUGAAAACCUGAGUCCUUUCAAUCACUCAUUGGCGUUCUCUGUUCUUGCAACAUUUCUCCAUGUAUUUUUUGGCAAAGAAUACAUUUAAAUACACAGUGACUUCCUGAGUGCUCAAA